Molecule: messenger RNA, 281 nt
Organism: Lepus europaeus (European hare)
Lineage: Eukaryota; Metazoa; Chordata; Mammalia; Lagomorpha; Leporidae
Product: elongin-C-like
Exons: 1
Coding region: 18-281 (87 amino acids)
Biological process (GO): ubiquitin-dependent protein catabolic process
Cellular component (GO): elongin complex
Molecular function (GO): protein-macromolecule adaptor activity
Source: RefSeq, a predicted model, not a curated record
GUGAAGGCCCUGAUGCCAUGUAUGUCAAGUUGGUAUCUUCUGAUGGUCAUGAAUUGAUUGUAAAAAGAGAACAUGCACUAAGAUCAGGAACAAUUAAAGCCAUGUUGAAUGGCCCAGCUCAGUUUGCUGAAAACGAAAAGAAUGAGGCCUAUUGUAAAGAGAUCCCUUCACAUGUACUAUCAAAACUAUGCAUGUAUUUUACCUACAAGAUUCACUGCACUUACAGCUCCACUGAGAUUCCUGAAUUCCCAAUUGCACCUGAAAUCCCACAGAACUGCUGA